Tarenaya hassleriana is the source of this 1158-nucleotide messenger RNA. RefSeq lists its product as uncharacterized. The transcript has a single exon. The record is from RefSeq and is a predicted model, not a curated record. The coding region runs from base 1 to 1158 and encodes 385 amino acids. NCBI's taxonomy places the organism in Eukaryota, Viridiplantae, Streptophyta, Magnoliopsida, Brassicales, Cleomaceae.
AUGGACGUUUUACAAGUAAAACGAUACUUUCCUGCUGGAGAAGAACCAGACUUGAAGAAAAAUAUGAACGAUGUAUGCAAGUUUGGGAAUUGCAUGUCAGAGUUGAAGAGGAUCAUGAGUGAAGAAGAAUGGGGUGGAAUGAGGGCUUCUGUCUUUGGAUUUUUGUUCAGGCUAUUUGACAAUGGAUUUUCCAUAUCCAAAGUCAUGCUUCACCACAUUCUAGCUCGACAGAUCGUAACGACAAAGAAGUACGAGAUGUGGUGUAUGUUUGGGCGCCAACCUUUAAGGUUUUCUUUGUUGGAGUUCAGGGAACUGACAGGAAUGCUCUGCCACAAGGAUCCUGAGAACAUAGUGAUGGAGGGUGAGGACCAGGGACGUUUUGGUCAGCUUGCAAAGAAGAAUGUUACUCUGAAGGACUUGUUGGACAUGCUAAGCAUGGAAGGUUGGACUGCGGAUGACAGAAGAAGGUUGCACUAUUUGGUGAUUGUGUGUGGAAUUCUAGUCCCUCAAGAGAAAAGGAGGCCAGUUGAGAAGACUUAUAUGAAGUUGGUCAGCAACUUGGCUGAGUUUGAAGCAACCAACUGGGGCAGAAAGUCCUUCGUCCAUCUACUGGAGUCAAUUCACUUGCUUGAUAUGACACAGUUGACCAAAACAAAUUACACAGUCCAUGGAUUUAUUCUCGGCCUUCGACUCUGGGCGAUGGAAACAAUCUCCACACUCGGCGACAUGUUUUCAAAAUUUGAAGGGUCAAUUCCACCACUUGGUGGUAAAUGGGGUCUUUAUUGCAAGAGAAUUGAUAACGACAUGGUGACUGAGAUAGAAAAGAGUUGUGGCAUUCUACACUACAUUAUCCCUCUUUCCACUGAAUGUAGUGAGUUUGAAGAUGAGGUUGAGGACGCCACAGUCACCAAAAUGUUGGAAUUGCUUUCCAACAAUCAAUCAUUGUUGAUUGGGAGAAGCACAUCCGAUGAUGCCCCAACAGAGGGGAGAUGUCGUAGUGCUGAGGAGACUGAAGGGAACACAGUAAUGGCAGUUAGUCAGGAGGAACCUCAGACUGUUUCAAGUGAGGGAGACGAAGAUUUUGUGGUGCAACCCCGUCCGAGGAAGAAACAGAAGAAUGUAGUAAUUGUGGAGGACAACAGCGUUGGUGUUCCAUAA